GUUGAUCUCGUGGUGAAUCAUAAUGUGCCACGAACACCGAAAACGUACGUGCAUCGUGUGGGCAGAUCGGCUCGUGCCGGCCGGGUCGGAGGUGCCAUAACGUUCAUAACGCAGUACGAUGUGGUGCUGCUGCAGGAGGUCGAGAAGCUGGUCGGCAAAAAAUUGGAUAAAUUAAAUGUUUCUGAUAAAAAGGUUACGCAGUAUGUUACGCAAGUUUUGGUGACGAAACGAGAAGCUGAAAUCAAGCUGGAUCAGCAGAAUUUUGGCGAGAGGAAAGAGAUCAAUAAACGGAAG
Messenger RNA from Anisakis simplex (herring worm), 294 nucleotides. NCBI's taxonomy places the organism in Eukaryota, Metazoa, Nematoda, Chromadorea, Rhabditida, Anisakidae. The record is from the annotation of a GenBank genome assembly.